AUGUUCAUAUUCCAAGCAAUUGUAAUAGUUUUCUUAACGUAUUUAUUGUGGUCACGUCGCAAAUUGUACAAAUUAUCAUGGCAAUUGUCGGGACCAUUUGCCUUUCCAAUCGUUGGAAAUGUGUUGUCUAUGCGGCAAAAUAAAUUGCAUUCAUACAUUGAUCGAUUGUCAAAAAAAUACGGGAGUCCGUUUCGUUUGUGGUUUGGUCCGAUGUUGGUCGUCUUCAUUACGGAUGCCGAAAAUGUGGAAAUUCUACUGAAAUCCAAAGACUGUUUGAGUAAACCGGAAACAUUUUAUAGGACGAUCAAAGAUGGUCUAGGCGUGGAUGGCUUGGUUACAUUGAAAGGCGAUGAAUGGAAAGUACACAGACGUUUGGUCAGUCCAACAUUAAGUCAACACAGUGUAAACGCACAUUUACCAGUUUUCAACGAAAAUAUUCGCAAAACUAUUACAAACCUGCCGAUAAAUGGAGAUUUUUUCGAUAUUCUACCGUCAAUAGCCAAGUGCAAAAUGACUAUGUUUGUCGAAGCAGCGUUGGGCAGCGAUUGGGAACCCGAAAUGAAACAAAGAUACUUACAUCAAUAUGUUGCAGGCGUUGAAAUUGUGGCAAAGCGAAUUUUACAACCAUUGUUUCAUUUCGAUUUCGUUUGGAAUUUCACUGCAGCUGCCAAACGUUUGAAAGAGUACAAUGAAUACGGUCAUCAGUUGUUUGAAAAAAUGUACUACAAUGAAUUCAAAAAUGAAGAUGACAGUGGAACAUUCAUGAAAAGACUUAUAGAUGUAUCAAAGAUCAACCCGAAUUUUAUGAAAGAAGAUAUUUUUGCGGAGACGGCUACAAUUUUAACUAGUGCCACAGACACCACGUCCACAUCGUCUGCAUAUGUCGCUUUAUGCUUGGCCAUGCAUCCGGAAUACCAAGAAAAAGUGUUUCAAGAGAUUUUAGCCGUAAUGCCGGAUAAAAAUGCGAAUCUGUCACAAAUCGAUCUUGAUAAACUCACGUUCCUCGAACUUUGCAUUAAAGAAACUCUGCGCUUAUUUCCAACGGUUCCUCUGAUUGGACGUGUUGCUAGCAAACCCAUUAAAUUGAGCAAUAAUGUUGAGAUUCCUCCAGGUGUUCCGCUGGUUUUCGGGUUGCGACAAACUCAAAUACAAGAAAAAUACUACGGUCCAACCGCAAAUAUGUUCGAUCCAUAUCGAUUUUUAGAUGAAAACAUGAAAAAUGUACCCGCAGCUGCGUAUAUUCCAUUUAGCUAUGGACCCAGAAAUUGUAUUGGGUAUUACUACGCAAAAGUAGCUGUAAAAUGUUUCGUCGCUCAUUUAGUCCGGAACUACCAUUUGACAACCACUUACACGAGUAUUGAUCAACUGGAAUUUGUGAAAAUUGUCAGCUUGAGAUUAGUCAAAAAGCAUUUGAUUAAGUUAGAACCAAGACCAUAA
This is a messenger RNA of Sitodiplosis mosellana (orange wheat blossom midge), 1437 nucleotides long. Its product is annotated as probable cytochrome P450 313a4. The coding region runs from base 1 to 1437 and encodes 478 amino acids. The record is from RefSeq and is a predicted model, not a curated record. Gene Ontology annotation, molecular function: oxidoreductase activity, acting on paired donors, with incorporation or reduction of molecular oxygen; iron ion binding; heme binding. The transcript has 7 exons. NCBI's taxonomy places the organism in Eukaryota, Metazoa, Arthropoda, Insecta, Diptera, Cecidomyiidae.